Carassius gibelio (silver crucian carp) is the source of this 4856-nucleotide messenger RNA. It is a transcript of the gene rrbp1a, whose product is annotated as ribosome binding protein 1a. Lineage: Eukaryota; Metazoa; Chordata; Actinopteri; Cypriniformes; Cyprinidae. The coding region runs from base 236 to 4417 and encodes 1393 amino acids. Gene Ontology annotation, biological process: protein transport. The record is from RefSeq and is a predicted model, not a curated record. The transcript has 29 exons. Gene Ontology annotation, cellular component: endoplasmic reticulum membrane.
GAAUGUGGGCCACUGACCGGCGUAAUGCCAGCGCGAGAAAGUGCCACGACUCCACACAGACAUCGACUGACUCCUCAAGCUGGGGAUAAGGUUUUUUUUUGUUUUUUUGUUUUGUUUUGUUUUUGCUGGAGUGGUGAGGCAGUUGGUUUCGAGAUAAUCACUUCUGUUUAAACUCUUCCUGAAGUGAUUCAUCCAACGGAAAUCUGCCGCGAGAAAAGAACGGAAACUAGCAGUCAUGGAUAUCUACGAUCCUCAGACCCUUGGAAUUGUGGUGUUUGGUGGCUUCAUGGUGUUCUCCGCAAUUGGGAUUGCUUUGGUCUCAACGUUUUCCAUGAAGGAGACCUCAUAUGAAGAAGCUAUAGCCAAGCAGCGGAAGGAGCAGGGGAAGACCCUAUCCAGCCAACGGUCGGACAAGAAGAAAAAGGACAAGACAGCUGAGAAGAAAACUCGUGCUAAGAAAAAGGAAGAUAAGCCCAACGGGAAGCUCCUGGAGUCAGAGGCCACCCCUGAGGUUGCAGAAGUGCCAGCUGAGCCCAGUCCUUCAACUCCUUCAUUCCCAGAACAAGUUUCUACACCAGUGCCUAAACAAGAGGCCCCAAUUCAGAAAUUUCCUCAACCCACCCCUUCUCAGAAGCCCACUCCACCUGCCCCGGCUCAGAAAUCUGCUUCGACUGUCCCAACCCAGAAGACAACUCCACCUGCCACGGCCCAGAAAUCUGCUGCACCUAUCCAAAAGUCUACUCCAGCACCUCCUGCCCAGAAAUCCUCUCCAACUCCUUCUGCCCAAAAAUCUGAAUCACCUCCUCCUACCCAAAAAUCUUCACCAGCUCCAGCCCAAAAGUCUGCUCAAGCUGCCCCUACACAGAAAUCUGCUUCACCUGCCCCAGACCAGAAAGCCACUCCACUGGCCUCUGCACAAAAAUCUGCUCCAACAGUCCCCGCACAAAAAUCUGCUCAAACUCAAAAGUCUGCUCCAACUGCCCCAACACAAAAAUCCUCUCAACCUACCCCAUCCCAAAAGGUUGCUCCAACUGCCCCAACACAAAAUGCCUCUCAACCUACCCCAUCCCAAAAGGCUGCUCCAACUGCCCCAACACAAAAACCCUCUCAACCUGCCCCAUCCCAAAAGGCUGCUCCAACUGCCCCAACACAAAAACCCUCUCAACCUGCCCCAUCCCAAAAGGCUGCUCCAACUGCCCCAACACAAAAACCCUCUCAACCUGCCCCAUCCCAAAAGGCUGCUCCAACUGCCCCAACACAAAAACCCUCUCAACCUGCCCCAUCCCAAAAGGCUGCUCCAUCUGCCCCAACACAGAAAUCUUCUCAGCCUGCCCAAACCCAAAAGGCUGCUCCAACUGCCCCAACACAGAAGUCUUCUCAGCCUGCCCAAACCCAAAAUGAUGUUCUAACUGCCCCAACAAAGAAAUCUUCACAGCCUGCCCAAACCCAAAAUGAUGUUCUAACUGCCCCAACAAAGAAAUCUUCACAGCCUGCCCCACCUCAAAGGUCUGCUUCAAAUGCCCCUACCCAGAAAGCGGUCUCAUCUGCCCCAGCCCAGAAAGACACUUCACCAGCCCCGGUGCUGAAAUCUUCUCGACCCGACCGAAAACCCAGUCCACCUGCUACAGCCCCUUCCCAAAAAGCUUCUGCAGGUCCUACCCCUCCUGCAUCCCAUCCUGCUCUUGAAGAUGCUCCGCCUGUCCCAGUUCCAAAGGAAAAGAGGAAGAAGAAAGCCAAAGCAGAGUCUGUUUCUGCUGAGAUUCAGCCUAAAUCUGUGGCUCCAUUGGAGACGGUGACCAAAAAGGUUCCUGUCAUGGCAGUGCCUCCAGUGGGUACUCCAAAAGCUGUCUCAGCAACUGCUGUGCCUUCCAAAGCAGAAGAGUCCAAACAGGAUGCUCCAGCCAAGAAGAAAGGAGGAUCCAAGAAGAAGUCAGAGCCAGCGGUGGCUGCAGACCCCGUGGACAGUCCACUGUUCCUGCCUUACAAGGCCCUGCUUUCCACGGUGAGGAGUAUGGUGUUCAGUGAAAGAGAGGCCCAGCAGCUCAUUGAGGUUCUGUCUGAUAAGGCUGGCAUUAUUCAGGAGACAUGGCACAAGGCCACACAGAAGGGUGAUCCAGUAGUUGUGCUGAAGAAACAGCUGGAAGAACGAGACAAGCAGCUGGCAGCUGAGCAGGAGGACUCAGCAGCUGUUAAAAGCCGACUGAGGGAUUUGACUAAAGAGCUCUCUGUGGAGAAGUCAAAGGUGGCAUCUGUAGAGACCAGGCUGAGCUCUCAGCUGAGUAAACGAGAGCAGGACAUCAUCGCCCUGCAAGCACGCAUGCAGGCCAGUUAUCAAGACCACCUUGCGGACACUCAGCAACUUAAUGCCAAAAUCUUGGCUCUCCAGGACCAGCUGGAGAAAGGCCCUAAUGCUCAGCUGGCCCGACUACAGCAGGAGAACUCUAUCCUCAGAGAUGCGCUCAAUCAAGCCACCAGUCAGACGGAGAGCAAACAAAAUGCUGAAUUGGCCAAACUGCGCCAGGACUGCAUUCGACUGAAUAAGGAGCUGGUGGAGAAGAACGAGACCUUGCAGGCUGACGAACAGCUCAGGAAAAAUCUGGAAUCCAGAGCUGCCAUGGCUGAGAAACAACUGACCCAGCUGCAGGCGAACUGUGUGAGCAGUGAACAGGCCCUGCAGAAGCGUCUGGAGGAAGUGAGUGAGGAGCUCAGACAGACCCAGAGCAGCAGAAACAGCCUUCAGACACAGCUUGAACAAGCUCAGAAAGACGCCACUGCUCUAGCAGAGGCUCAAGCUCGUGUGGCCAGUAUGGAGGCGGAAAUGAAAGAGCAGACCAGACAGUUGGAGAGUCUGCAGAGCCAUCUGAAACUGCUGGAGGCGAGCCAGAACAAAGAACAGAACCACAAUUCAGAGGCUUUGAUGGCUGAACUGGAGCAAGCAAAGUCUAGCCUGAAGGAGAAAGAAGAGGAACUGAUCCAACUCAAGAACAUCAGCGCCAAUCAGGUGGAUAACACAACAAAGGUGCAGCAGUUGCAGCACAGCAUUAAGGAAAAGGAAGACCAAAUAGCAACUCUUCAGGGAGAGCUCCAACAGCUUAAAGAAAAAAGCUCAGACCUCACCGGACCUGAAAACACAGAAAUGCUGGAACAGCUUCAAAACAGUUUAAAAGAAAGAGAGUCUCAGGUGGCUCUGUUUGAAGAAGAGAUGAAGCAGUGUAAAGAACAGUAUGACACUAAACUGGCAGAGAGCACAACUAAGCUGGAGUCACUACAUAAAAGUGUCACUGAAAAAGAGAGCCUGGUGACAUCACUACAACAGGACGUGCAGCAGCUCAAGGAACUAAAUCAGUCACAAGGCAAGAGCUGCGAAGGUUUGGAGGACAUGCUGAAAUCUGUCCAAGCGGAGUCCAGAGAAGUUCUUCAUUCUCUUUUCCCACACAUCAACAUAGAGACGACGCAGACCAGUUGGCUUCAAGACUUUGCUGUGAAAGCACAAGAGGUGUUAAAUAGAAAGCAACAGAGCCAAGAAUCCCAGCAAAGCACAGAGAUGGUGGAGAUAAUGGGGAAACUACAGGCAGCCCAAGAGAGUCAGUCCACAUUACAGUCUGAGUGUGAACAGUACAGGAGCGUACUGGCUGAGACGGAGGGGAUGCUGAAAACACUUCAAAAGAGUGUAGAGGAGGAGGAGAGAGUGUGGAAGACCCAGAUAAUGGAGUCAGAGGAGAAACUGAGAAUGGAACUCAAAAAGGUGCAGGAAUUAGAAGAGACAACAGAGAGCUUGAGAGAGGAGAACCAGAGAACCCAGCAGCUGGAGGAGAAAGUGAUGUUGCUCGAGGCCCAAUUGAAGAAACCGCUCCAGUCAGUGUCCACUGACACCCAGAGUCAUUCAGAAGAGAUAACACAUUUGAAGCAAGUUUUAGCAGAUUCUGAAAGACAGCUGAGUGCGGCCCAGAAGGAGAUACAGACGCAGAGGGAGGAGCUUUCGCAGAUCAGGCAGCAACUGGGUGACGUGACAAAGCGAGCUCAGGGAGUGGCUGAGAACGGGCAGCCUGAGGCGGAGGAGUGUCAGGUCCAAGCUCAGCUGGAGCAGACAUUGGAAAAACUGCAAGGUGAACAGGCUCUAACCCAGCAGCUCUCUGCAGAAGUGGAGCAGGCUCAGGAAGCCCUCAAAAGCCAUCUAGAACAAAUGAAGGUAGCUGAAGAAUCUGCAUCCAUGGAGGAUGUUGUUCAGCUGAAGGAGUGUCUAGAGAAGGAGCGAAAGAUGACCAAAGAUUUGGGCAAGGCAGCCACCAAACUUCAACAGCUGCUAAGAAACAGUCAGGACCAACUUUCCAAAGAGAAAGAGAAAGUCAGGACUCUGCAGGAUCAACUGCAAGACAAGGAAGGUGAUGGAGAAUUGAAGCAAGGCACUUCUGUUUGAGGUGUAAAACUAAACAAAUUGCCAAAAAUUGCCUUAAAAUGACCAAAAUGAAGCAUUCCAAAUUUUCUUCCCUUUUUUUUGUCACUAUAAUUUUGGGAGAAAUUGUUUGAAGACUUUAGAGAAAUCUAACUCAUGCAAACAUUUUAUUCUGGAGAUGUGCUGGAACUAUUUUCACUUCACAUUCCAUCUGAAAUGUCAGAAAAUAUUCUUCAACUGCCUUAUAUUCUUAGUGUUCCCACACCUUUCCUCCUGAUGUCAAGUGUUAAAAGGGAAAUGCAUGUGCGUUAUGCGUACAAUAACUAGUGCAAUUAAUUUCUUGUAAGUGAAGGAGUAUGCAUAAUUGUGUUGGUACAUGGGUUCAGCAUUUGAAAUGCCCACUCUGUAUUUGGCUUCAACACUAUUGUAGUAAGUUCGAUAAUAAAUAAUAAAUGACAACAUA